GCUGGCUGGGCAGGGACUCUUACUUUGAAAUACGUGCAUGAAUCAUCCUCUCGGUUUAGAUGGGGGUGGAGAUUACUUGGUCGCCAAAAGCACAAACAAUUUUAACUGUCAGCUUUUCUGCUCUUUCGAUUUCUCCAUAUUUUUUCUUGCAGGAAAAAUUUCAGGAUUUCCCGAUUGUUGUUCUCAGCUGGGACCAUUUGCUGAAUGGAGGUGUUUGAUAGAGCAGUGCCAAGGAAAAGAUCCAUGAUUCACAAUUAGUGAUGUUCAUAGCUGAAGUGUACACCAUUGCGUGGGAACAGUGGUAGAAGCUUAAGGAUCUUUCACCUGGCAGUCAGUCAGUUUGAAUUACAGAAACCUUAAAGGAAUAUGAAUCGUGCCAAUAGAAUGGAAAGACCAAGCAAUCAAGAAUCUUCUCGUUUGACUGAAGAUGUAACUACUAAUUUCCAAGAUCUGGAAGAAAGCAACUGGAAACAGGGCAGCCAAACAGUUAGCACUUCUUCAUUAUUCAGAAAUAAGGGAGGUAAAAGGAAUCAAGACAACUAUUCUUGUCAAGAGCAGUUUGGGAAUACUUUCAGCAGCAUGAACAACGGGGCACAAAGCCAGGCACCAGAGAAAGUGACUCUUGUUGUAGAUGGUACAAGAUUUGUUGUAAAUCCCCAGAUUUUCACCGCUCAUCCUGAUACAAUGUUGGGGAGAAUGUUUGGACCAGGGCGAGAAUAUAAUUUCACUCGGCCAAAUGAGAAGGGUGAAUAUGAAAUUGCAGAAGGAAUCAGCUCUACUGUCUUCCGGGCUGUACUGGAUUAUUACACAACUGGAAUCAUUAAUUGUCCUGAUGGGAUUUCUAUUCCUGAUCUUAGUGACACAUGUGACUAUCUUUGCAUCAACUUUGACUUCAACACAAUCAAGUGUCAAGAUUUAAGUGCGUUAUUACAUGAACUAUCCAAUGAUGGGGCUCACAAGCAAUUUGACUGUUAUCUGGAAGAGCUAAUACUACCGAUAAUGGUGAACAGCGCCAAGAAAGGAGAACGUGAGUGUCACAUUGUUGUGUUAACUGAAGAAGACAUAGUGGACUGGGAUGAAGACUAUCCGCCUCCAAUGGGAGAAGAAUACUCUCAAAUCCUGUAUAGCUCUAAGCUCUACAGAUUUUUCAAGUACAUUGAGAACCGGGAUGUUGCAAAAACUGUGUUGAAAGAACGUGGCCUGAAAAAUAUUCGAAUUGGCAUUGAAGGUUAUCCCACCUGUAAAGAGAAAGUGAAAAGGAGGCCUGGAGGACGCUCGGAGGUCAUCUAUAACUAUGUGCAACGCCCAUUCAUCCAGAUGUCUUGGGAAAAGGAGGAGGGGAAGAGCCGACACGUUGAUUUCCAGUGUGUGAGAAGCAAAUCUCUAACAAACCUUGUCAUGGUGGGUGAGGAUGUGGCGGAAGAUCAGGAGAUGCCACUACAUCAUCCUCCCCAGGUGGAUGAACUUGACCGACUAAAUGCUCCAUUUUCCCAAAUGGAUCCUGACGUUCUCCCAGAUUAAUACUCUGGCUACCUGCAAAUAGAUUUUUGUGUACGCGCUAGAUCAGGACUGAAUCCCCAGGGCAGCCUGCCUUCAGCUUCUUUACAAGCUGUUCUGUUCUAAAGUAGUUCUGCUCUCUAAAUGCAGUCUCUUCAAGCAGGGAGGACAAAUGUUAUCAUUAUCUUCUGCUGGGCACUCCCAAGCAUCCUUCCAAAAUGACACGGACUGAGACUCAGUUAUACCUUUCAUCCCACAAAAAAAAAGGUCAUGUUUCUGGCAAUGGAAUUAGAAGAAAUUUCUUUUAGAAGAAAUUACCCAGUCAUAAAAAGACACUGUCUUAAUUUGCAGUGUGACCAAUUCCUCUAUAAUAGUAAUAUCAUUAUCAGCAAGAACAAAAGACAGUAAGUUGCAUGUGGAGUGCCCAUUCCAAGAACGAAAGCCUCUCUUGGGUUCACAGAAAGCCCCCGGGUCCAGUGAAAGAGGGUAACCGAGCCACUGUCUUACCCCCUACAGCCCCUUGUUGCCUUUCAUCCAGCUGCAAAGAAUCCCCAGCCUUUCAAACAGAUUUUCAGGAGGCUUAAGGACAUCAGCAAGAAGGAAUCCCAAAGAAUGCCUUCCUGAUCUUGUUCCUCUAGAGCAGCAGUUCCCAACCUUGGGUCCCCAGAUGUUCUUGGACUGCAACUGCCAAAAAUCCUAGCCAGCAUAGCUAGCAGUGAAGGCUUCUGGGAAUUUUAGUCCAAGAACAUCUGGGGAUGUUCCCAAGGUUGAGAAACUGUGGUCGAGAGCAUGCAUGCAGUGCUCUGCAUCCAACACUGUGGCUGUUUUCAGUGAGGUGGAAUGCACCCCACACACUGAGAGCACAUGCAGUUUAGCAUGAUUCUUCAUUUCCUUUUUUCCCCCCAGCGGCUCAUAUGCCAACUCUAUAAACUGCUUCUUUAUCUCAGGGAGCUGCUGCAGAGAAAAGGAAAAUGCAGGUGUGGAAGUGCACACAGACUGGCAUGAUGGCUUAAACAUGAGAGAUUUUGAGCAUGGGAGGAACAUCGCUCACACAGUUUCCUACUUAAUAUGCAAACUGCUCUUUCUUUGGGAUAAAGACAGUACUCUUCAAGAAACCAAAUGCCAACCUGCACAACCACAAAAUGCUGCAUUUUCAAUUCAGGACAGUUAUUUUUGUCCAUAUACUAUAUGUAUUUAUAUGUACGUACGUGUUUACAUAGAUAUGCAAUAGUUAAAGAAUUUCAGCACAGAAUGUUAAAUCUGGAUCAGAUGAAAUGUCAAAGUUCUUGAUUUGCAGACAUCAAACUAAGAGGAAUAGCUAUAUUGACAUGUUGCAUCUGUAAUCUGUUAUUUCUUCUAACGGUUCCAUGGUUCAAAUGUGUUAAACCUACAGCACAUGGUUAAAACCACAGGCUUUGUGAAAAACAAAAACAAAAGCUAGGUCCUUUUUUUUUCUCUAGUUAGGGAACUGAUUCCUUGAUCCUCUAAAAGGGUUGCAUAGCACAAAGGGUGGCGCUGCAAUUGCAUUGCAAAAGUUCACCAUUUCAACAGCAGAG
This is a messenger RNA of Pogona vitticeps (central bearded dragon), 3053 nucleotides long. It is a transcript of the gene KCTD20, whose product is annotated as potassium channel tetramerization domain containing 20. Gene Ontology annotation, cellular component: cytoplasm. NCBI's taxonomy places the organism in Eukaryota, Metazoa, Chordata, Lepidosauria, Squamata, Agamidae. Gene Ontology annotation, biological process: positive regulation of phosphorylation. Gene Ontology annotation, molecular function: protein binding. The record is from RefSeq and is a predicted model, not a curated record.